Linderina pennispora is the source of this 2318-nucleotide messenger RNA. Its product is annotated as STT3 subunit of Oligosaccharyl transferase. Lineage: Eukaryota; Fungi; Kickxellomycota; Kickxellomycetes; Kickxellales; Kickxellaceae. Gene Ontology annotation, cellular component: membrane. The record is from RefSeq and is a predicted model, not a curated record. Gene Ontology annotation, biological process: post-translational protein modification. Bases 66 to 2234 code for a protein of 722 amino acids. Gene Ontology annotation, molecular function: dolichyl-diphosphooligosaccharide-protein glycotransferase activity. The transcript is spliced from 5 exons.
CGUUGUCUCUCCAAACACUCGUCUAGGCUUUCUAUUCUGGGGAUAUUUUCUGUUUCUCUCAAGCAAUGGCGCGAAAAGUAUUAGGACUGGCGGCGGCCGAGCAGCUGUCGCUGUUGCGGAUUGCUAUUCUCGGCCUGAUUUCAGUGGUUGCUAUUGGCAGCCGCUUGUACUCGGUAAUUCGGUUCGAGUCCAUCAUCCACGAGUUCGACCCUUGGUUCAAUUUCCGCACGACAAAGUACCUCGUAAACAACGGAUUCGACAGCUUCUGGAACUGGUUCGAUGAGACGGCCUGGUACCCGCUGGGCCGUGUUGUUGGCGGCACAGUGUAUCCUGGCAUCAUGGUGACAUCGGCGACGAUCUACAAUGCGCUGCACUUUCUGAACAUUCCUGUGGAUAUCCGCAAUGUGUGCGUGUUCCUGGCGCCCGUGUUCUCGGCGUUUACAGCCAUUGCCACGUACCAUAUGGGCAAGGAAGUCAAGAACGCAACAGCUGGUUUGCUGGCGGCAGCGUUCAUUGGCGUGGCACCUGGAUACAUCUCGCGGGGAUUGCGAUCUUCCUGCUCGUGUUCACCUUCUUCCUGUGGCUGCGGUCGGUGCGGCUUGGGCUCGGCGCUGUACGCAGCGCUGACUGCUGUGUUCUAUUUCUACAUGGUGUCGGCGUGGGGCGGAUACGUGUUCAUUAUCAACCUGAUCCCGCUGCAUGUGUUUGCGCUGCUGGCCAUGGGCCGGUACAGCAACCGACUGUAUGUGUCGUAUUCGACAUUCUACGUGCUGGGCACCCUAGCUAGCAUGCAGAUCCCGUUCGUCGGAUUCCAGCCGACGCGCACCAGCGAGCACAUGGCGGCGCUGGGCACAUUUGGCCUCCUGCAGCUGGUUGCGUUCGCCCAUUUUGCGCGCACCUUGGUGCCCCAGCACCACUUCCAGGUUCUGCUGCGCGGCGCUGUUGUGUCGCUGUUUGUGGUUGGACUUGGCGGCCUGUGGACCGGCCGCUUCUACUCGCUGUGGGAUACCGGCUAUGCCAAGAUCCACAUUCCGAUCAUCGCGUCAGUGUCCGAGCACCAGCCGACUCCGUGGCCCAACUUCUUCUUUGACCUGAACUUCCUGAUCUGGCUCCUGCCGGCCGGUAUUUUCUUCAGCUUCCGCGAGCUGACCGACAACCACGUGUUCCUGAUUCUCUACUCGAUCUUCGCCGCGUACUUUGCCGGCGUCAUGGUGCGUCUGAUCCUGACUCUGACGCCAAUUCGUACUUACUUGAAUGUCAAGGAUGUCGAAGCGGCCGGAUCCGAGGCUGAGGCGGUGCCUGUGGCCAAGACUGAGGCUGUCGCUGGUGUCCCUGCAGCUGAACAGAUCUCUGUUAGCAAGAGUGGAAAGAAGGGCAAGGGCAAGAAGAGCGAGAAGACCGAGGAGCCAGCGAAAAGUGAGCCGGCACCCUCGAGCAAGCCAGCAACCGCACCUGGAGAUGAGCGUUGGAAUGAAGAACUCGUGGUGAUGGCCAACUUCCUGUACCUCCUGUUCAUGUUCCAGUGGCACUGCAGCUGGGUGACCUCCAACGCGUAUUCGUCGCCUUCCGUCGUGCUGGCAUCGCGGUCGCCCGACGGCUCGCAGCACAUCAUCGAUGACUUCCGUGAGGCCUACUACUGGCUGCGCCAAAACACCAAGCCCGACGCCAAGGUCCUGUCAUGGUGGGACUACGGGUACCAGCUGGCGGGCAUGGCGGACAGAACCACCCUUGUUGACAACAACACGUGGAACAACACGCAUAUCGCUACCGUCGGCAAGAUCCUGGCCUCGGACGAAGACACUGCGUAUGAGCUGGCCCGGCGCCACGACGUCGACUAUGUGCUGGUUGUGUUUGGCGGUAUGCUCGGGUACUCGGGCGACGACAUCAACAAGUUCCUGUGGAUGAUCCGCAUUGCCCAGGGCGUGUACCCGGACGACGUCGAGGAGAAUGCGUUCUUCACAGGCCGCGGCCAGUACUCGAUCGGCGACGAUGCCAGCCCGACGAUGAAGCGCUCGCUGAUGCACAAGCUCUCGUACUACCGCUUCAGCAGCGUCAUGGGCGGCCAGGGCAUGGACCGCGUGCGCCGCCAGCCGCUGCCAACCGAGGUCACCGUCGACAACUUUGAGGAGGCGUUCACGUCGGAGAACUGGAUGGUUCGCAUCUACAAGGUCAAGGAUCUGGACAACCUGGGCCGCAGCCAUCACAAGGUCGCCGACUUUGUGGGCCGUCCAUAGUCGGAAGGCACAGGCUUUUAAAAAGUGACAAUUUUUCUAGCAAAUCUUUUGGAGUAAAAUCCGAAUGCUCAACCCUCCCUGUGC